Messenger RNA from Symbiodinium pilosum, 1032 nucleotides. NCBI's taxonomy places the organism in Eukaryota, Dinophyceae, Suessiales, Symbiodiniaceae. The record is from the annotation of a GenBank genome assembly.
AUGCCGAGUUUACGUACUGGGAUCAUUGUGAUUGGGGCCACUCUUUGUUCCGUUCGGGCAGACCUGCCACAUCUUGAAAAAGAGUUCGAGCAAUUCGUCACAAAAUUUGAGAAGACGUACGCCACGGCCGCCGAACGCGCAACUCGCUUUGCCACCUUUGCAAAGAACUUUGCCCGCAUCGAGGCCCACAACGCAGAGGGCCAUGCCUUCAAGCUGGGCAUCAACGAGUUCGCUGACAUGGAGCCGGAGGAAUUCGCUUCCAGCCACUUUGGGCUCUCUGCUGAAAGCCGACCAUGGUCUGGUUUGCCUUACCUGGGCAGGGACCCGUACAGCGGCUCAGAGUUGCCCAAGAGUGUGGACUGGGUGAGCAAGGGCGCAGUCACCAACCCAAAGGAUCAGGCGAAAUGCGGAUCGUGCUGGUCUUUUUCGACCACGGGAGCGCUGGAGGGUGCCUGGAAAAUUGCCACUGGCAAGCUGGUCUCUUUGAGCGAGCAGCAGCUUGUGGACUGUGCAAAAAACGGCAACAUGGGCUGCAAUGGUGGCUCCAUGGAUCUCGCUUUUGAGUACCUGGAGAAGUACGAUGUUUGCACCGAAGCAAGCUACCCGUACAAGGCUAAGCAAGGACAGUGCCACGAGACGAACUGUACGGUUGCAGUCCCAAAGGGCUCCAUCGUGGGCUUUAAGGAUGUGACACCCCAGGACACAAACGCCUUGAUGGAAGCCGUUUCCGAGCAGCCAGUGUCGGUUGCCAUCGAAGCUGACCAGAUGGCCUUCCAGCUGUACCAGGGAGGUGUCUUGACGAAGAAGUGUGGCAAGAAGCUGGAUCAUGGUGUGCUGGUUGUGGGCUACGGCACAGACAACGGCGUGGAUUACUGGAAGGUGAAGAACUCAUGGGGAGGUUCGUGGGGCGAAAAUGGCUACGUGAGAAUCGAGCGUGGUGUGCCCAAAGACGGCGAGUGCGGCAUCAAGGACCAGCCCUCCUAUCCCAUUGUGAAGGCCAAGGAGCAUGCUGUCGCGGCCAUUGUCGUGUAA